Molecule: messenger RNA, 1602 nt
Organism: Penicillium waksmanii
Lineage: Eukaryota; Fungi; Ascomycota; Eurotiomycetes; Eurotiales; Aspergillaceae
Product: cytochrome P450
Exons: 2
Coding region: 1-1602 (533 amino acids)
Molecular function (GO): iron ion binding; heme binding; oxidoreductase activity, acting on paired donors, with incorporation or reduction of molecular oxygen, reduced flavin or flavoprotein as one donor, and incorporation of one atom of oxygen
Source: RefSeq, a predicted model, not a curated record
AUGGCCGUACUUCAACAGCUGAACUUGCUGACCGCUCUCCCAGCAAUUGUUGUCAUUUAUUCUUUCUAUCGGGCUCUGUUAUCUAUACUGCAUAACCAACGAGCUCGGCGAAUGGGCUGUAAGCCCGCUUUCACCCGACCGUACAAGCUCCCGUUCGGUAUUGAUAUCUUGAAGCGUUAUAUUGAUGCAACGCGGGAUCAGAUCCUCCAGAAUGAUGAGUUGGUACUCUAUCAGGAGCUAGGUCUACGCCCAACAUGGAAUGAGAAUAUCCUGGGUAGUUGGCAUCACGUCACGGCGGACCCGAAGAAUGUGCAAGCCAUGCUUGCAACACAGUUCAAGGACUUUGAGCUUGGCCCUACGCGGCGUAACUUGUUCGGACCUGUUAUUGGAAAAGGUAUCUUCACCACGGACGGAAAAGAGUGGCAACAUUCUCGCGCCCUCCUUCGUCCACAAUUUGCUCGCGGACAAAUCGCCGAUUUAGGGCUUGCGGAACGCCAUGUCCAACAUCUUUUGGAUAGACUCCCAGUUCAGUCCGAUUCUUGGACAGACACUAUCGAUUUAUCACCCUUGUUUUUCAACCUUACUCUCGACUCUGCCACCGAGUUUCUCUUUGGACACAGUGUCAAUUCUCAGAUCCUUUCAUCAAAAUCAAACGAAGGUCUUGAUCCUGGGACGGUUACACCAGAUUCAAUGCCCAAUGGUUUGUCCUUUGGAAAAUCCUUUGAUCGAGCAAAUGAGGUAGUUAUAUUACGAAGUUAUUUGAUGGAUCUCUACUUUCUCUACUGCCCUGCCAAUUUUCGAGAAGACUGCGCGAAAAUUCAGGAAUUUGCCCGGUAUUAUGUCGACCUCGCACUCGCAGGGGAACUUCAGCCAGGGGCGAAAGAAAACAUUCCAGGGAAUCCCAAUGAAACUGGUUACGUAUUUCUCCAGGAACUCGUCAAGGAGACAAAAGACCCCGAAAUGCUUCGGAGCCAGCUUCUUAACAUCCUGUUGGCAGGGAGAGACACAACUGCAGGCCUUCUAGGAUGGACUUUCUAUCUACUAUCUCGACAUCCUGAGGUCUACCGAAAGUUGCGUGCCGUUGUGAUUGAAACAUUUGGAGAGUUCUCCAAUAACACUGCCAUCACUUUUGAGUCCCUCAAAUCCUGUUCCUAUCUGCAGCAUGUUCUAUCUGAAGUUUUGCGACUGCAUCCAGUCGUACCGGAGAAUAGUCGCCGCGCGGUUCGAAACACUACCCUCCCUCGAGGAGGAGGUGAAGAUGGAAAAUCGCCAAUCUAUAUCCGCGCCGGAGAGGAGGUAACAUACAAUGUGCACAUCAUGCACCGCCGUGAGGAUAUCUGGGGCAAUGACGCCAAUGAAUUUCGGCCGGAAAGGUGGACCGGACGCAGACCGGGAUGGGAAUUUAUACCAUUUAAUGGCGGACCAAGAAUUUGCCUGGGACAGCAGUUUGCUCUGACAGAAGCUGGUUAUGUCGUUGUGCGGCUGCUUCAGCGUUUCGACAGAGUGGAAAAUAUGGACAAGUCGACUGUUGUCAAACAUAAAUAUACGUCGACCACUGCUCCUGUUCAGGCUCUCUUGCGAUUGCACAGUGCAUCUCAAUAG